Molecule: messenger RNA, 3501 nt
Organism: Amphiprion ocellaris (clown anemonefish)
Lineage: Eukaryota; Metazoa; Chordata; Actinopteri; Pomacentridae
Gene: ssx2ipa
Product: synovial sarcoma, X breakpoint 2 interacting protein a
Exons: 13
Coding region: 1308-3095 (595 amino acids)
Source: RefSeq, a predicted model, not a curated record
AAAAAACACAGGCAGCUGCUGCGGUCGGUGGGCUGAUCUAAUCUGUCGGUGUGUUUGUGCUCGGCUGCGCUCACAUUAAGAUAGGUGAGACUUCUGACAGUUGUCGCUACUGUUUGGACAAUAUGACGACCGGACUCGGCGGGACGGUUGCAGGUGUUGUCGAUGAAGGAAGAUUUUGCUAAUUUUAAGAACACCACCGCAAUUGGAAACUAUCGGAUUUAGUUGACCCGUUUCACGCCCUACCUGUGAGUGUGUUUGUGGUGUGUUAACUUAGCUUAGCUGGUGUCCAGGUUAGCAAACGACACACAUAAGGUUAGCACUAUUUUUUGUAAACAGUUGAGCUAACAUGAAAUUCAUUACUAACCCGAAAUAUUUGGCUGAGUUACACUGAUUAGCACCUGAAUGUCUAAAUGUAUUUCACCAUAACUGUGGCCAUUUGCUUGACAAACGGUUUAGCAAACUGGCUAAAGUUAGCAAACAUUACAUACGUUACCUUCUAAGUCGUUACAAAGUUUGCUGGUCUUAAAUGCCGUGCUAAUGUAUGGAGGUUUUAAAUAACAACGUUACAGAAAAGACACUGCUUUACACCAAAACACACUUGACUUUAUCUCAGUCAGUGCAGCUCAAGAUAGAAGUUGUAUAUUUUCUGGUUCACUAGAUAAGAGCACUCAGAGUUUUUAAGACGUAUAUUGACGCAGAAAAAGCAGCCACCUCUACUGACCGUUACUACUUUAACUCCAGCCUGUAUUAGAGGUAUUGCUGAACAUGGACGCAGUGUUUUCCCUUUUGUUCAACACAAUGUGCCUGGCAGUCCCUGAGCACAAGUCGAACAGUACAUAGUAAAGUUGUGGGAGUGGCUCAUGGUGUAGUUUGCUAUCUGGUCCAGCCUGUCUCUCCGGAGCAUUUUUAUAUCAUGGGAUUUGUCCUAAAGGCAGAAAAGUACAAAAACACACACAGGCAGCUCUCUGAUUCAGUCCCACUGUAAUGGAUUCUCAUUUUUAUCUUUGUAAAUCCUUUGGCUUGCGGCUGAGAUCAUCUCACUACCCAGGAAUUUAGAUGCCAGCCGCCAAUAGGAAGGCCUUCUCAAACCACAGUCUAACCCCCACUGGCACACACACAUCUGACAGAUAAUCCCGUGUGGGUGAUGCAUCGGCCCGGAUUAUGCGUUGCUGGUCUAUCUCGUGGCUUGUUGCUCUGUUGCAGGGCUCUGUUCCAGUGGGAUUCUCUGAUCCACCGCCUGGCUGCUAAUCUGUCUCCCUGGUGAAAACUCAUGACCUCACAUCCUUGUGUCCUGAUGCAUCGGUGAUAUGGGAGAGUGGUGGACAACCGAGACAUCUAUGGAAAACUAUGAAAUCUCCAGCAUAUCACAUGUGACAAUGUCACCCUCGAGACGGAACAAUCUUGUGUCGAUGUACUCUUUUCCCUUGUCCAAAAGCUCCUACAGUGUGAUAAGUGCCUUUUGCACUGAGGAUAAUAUUCCUCAGUGUAUUUCAUACAUAAAUCAGGAGCUUGCCUCGUUGGGCCUCUCCUCCACAUGUAUUGAGGCCAUCUCACCAGGGGACACCGGCCUGAGCACAGUGCCAGCUCUGAAUGCCAUGUAUGAGCUGCUACAGAUUCACAGACGAAGUAUGUGCAAUUUAGAGGAGCUCGAGAGAGAACAGCUGAGGAAAUCCAGCACCUUGGAGCAUAUACAGAUGAGCAACACCAGACUCAAGGACCAGUUGGAACUGUCCAUAAGGGAGAAGUCGGGCCUACAUGAAACGGAGAGGCAGCUACAACUCAAAAUUAAAACUUUGCAGAGCUGCUUAAAAACAGAGAAAGAUGAGGUCCAGAAGCUCCAGAGUGUCAUUGCUAGCCGUGCCUCACAAUACAGUCACGAUGCCAAGAGAAAAGAGAGAGAAGCUGUAAAGCUCAAGGAGCGCCUCAGCCAGUUGCUGAUUGACAGAAAGGAUAAGAAACUAGCUAUCGAUGUACUUAAUUGCUUGGGACGGGCAGAUGGAAAAAGGAGACACUGGAAGACUACAAAAGCAACAUCCAGCCACGAGGACGAGAUGUACAAGUCUUUACUCAGCGACUAUGAAGCGAGUCAGAGGUCUUUAAUGCUGGAGAACGCUGAGCUUAAGAAAGUUCUCCAGCAGAUGAAGAAAGAGAUGAUGCAUAUCCUGAGUCCACGCCAGCCCUCUACCAGAGGAGCCACUGCUGAUGACAGCCAGGAGCAGGCUGACUUGGAUGGAGAGGCGAAGGGAGGCGACGCCAGCAGGGAAUCCCUGGACCAGUACUGUGAGCAUGCUCGGGAACAGCUCACCAAUAGCAUCCGCCAGCAGUGGAGGAAACUGAGGAACCAUGUGGAGAGAUUAGAUAGCCAAGCCUCACAAGCACAGAAUCAGCUGGAGUCUAAUAAAGAGGUGAUCCCACGGGAAACCCAUGAGGAUGAGAUGGAGAGGAUGAGAUGUGAAGUCCAGCAGUGCAGAGAGUUCAUUCACGCACAACAGCAGCUCCUCCAGCAACAACUCAACACAUCAUUUGAUGAUGAGACUGCAGCUCUACUUAAUGAUUGCUACACACUGGAAGAGAAAGAGCGUCUCAAAGAGGAAUGGAGGCUCUUUGAGGAACAGAAGAGAAACUUUGAGAGGGAGAGAAAGAACUUCACAGAGGCUGCUAUUCGCCUGGGGCGAGAGAAAAAGGCUUUUGAGGAAGAUCGUGCUUCUUGGCUCAAAAAUCAGUUUUUGAACAUGACUCCCUUUACACACCGUAGGAGAUAUUCCUCGUCUGAUGGUCAAAGUGCCUUAUCAAUUAGAAGUGAGCCAGAGAUCAGGAUGUCUUCAGUUAAAAGUCAGCUGGCCAAAUCAUCAACUUACACUACAUUCUCCACUCCAAGACCUUCACAAAGUGCUCCUGUGCCAUCCACAACUGAACUUUACCGGACACUCCGCCUGAUACCAGACAGCAGUUCGUCCAGACAUUCAAAUCGAGGACGCUGGCCAGAGUGCAGCAACAUCGAAGAUGGAGAAACUCUAGUCAGGCCAAAAAACAGACUUCGAUCUGGCGGCAUGAGUAUCUUCUCUUUGGGUGAAGACGAAAACAGCUUCACUUAAAGAACCUCCAGUGCCUUUAAUUUUUUUGCCACUGCGAUGGACUUUAGCAUCAAUCCAUGGCUGACUUCCAUCAGCACUAAUGAACAAUUUUCUUUGGACACGCACAAAUCAUUCACCAAAGCUGAUCAAACAAGGAAGCACUUUAUGAGUCUGCCAUUGUUCAUUUCUUUAUCCUACAAACAGAUCAACACUGACAAUUCAGUUUCUAAGCUCUAUUUAGAGGGAAGCUGUCUAGCUAGCUGGGAUUUAAACAUAUGGUAGUUGGAAAUCUCUUCCUAAAUAUCGAUUAUAUUGAAAGUAACUUAAAUGUUUACAUAUUCAGUAAGUUUAAUUGUCGAUUUUAAUUUAAGUAUAUAUUGACAUUAGAUUGAUAAUGAUCUGCUAUGUUUUAAUAAAGAUUUUUUUU